GCCCCCCCGGGCCGUUCGGCCGGCGCCCGCCUGCUAUCCUGGUCCUGUCGCCCUCGCGCCGCCUCAGCGCCCCGGGAGCUCUCAGCCCACUCCGGUCAUGUGAUGGCGAACGUAACGGAACGUGCAGCAACCGUUUGGCAGUUUGGUUCGAGGGGAGGGGGAAGGCGGCGGCGCGGCGCGGAGCUUCGGUCGGUCUCUCUCUCUCUCUCUGGGCUGCGCAACAGCGAAGAAAACCCGAGCGGGGGAGGGGAAGACAGAGGAACGGAGCUUGUGGUGGGGAGGGGGGGGAGGAAAAAAAACGAAAACCGGAGUCGUCUUUUUCAUACGUGUACACACACAAACCGUCAGCCCCCAACCCCCACUUUCCUCCUCCACCCGACACCGGAGCUGGAGCAAGCAGGGUCUAAAUAUGGAAUUGGCUAAUCAUGGUCUAAUCCUGCUGCAACAACUCAAUGCCCAGCGAGAAUUUGGUUUCUUAUGUGACUGCACAGUGGCUAUUGGUGAUGUCUAUUUCAAGGCACACAAGGCAGUGCUUGCCUCUUUCUCCAAUUACUUCAAAAUGCUAUUCAUCCAUCAAACCAGUGACUGUGUCCGUCUGAAACCAACUGAUAUUCAGCCAGAUAUCUUUAGCUACCUCCUGCAUUUAAUGUACACUGGGAAAAUGGCUCCCCAGAUCAUUGAUCCUGUCCGUCUCGAGCAGGGAAUUAAGUUCCUACAUGCAUACCCACUGGUACAGGAAGCCAGCUUAGCCAGCCACGGAGCAGUUCCUCGUCCUGAUCAGGUUUUCGCCUGGACAUCAUCACUGUAUGGCAUCCAGAUUGCAGAUAAUCAAACCACGUCUCAGAGUAGGUUAUCAGCUGCAGAAAAGUCUUGUCGAGAGCCCAGGUCACAUGUUCAUCCUUCUCGGAUGGAGCAAGAACGAGGUUCAGAAGCCAACCAGCAGCAUCCCCAGGGUGCACAGAUUCUUCAGCCUUCUCAACAUAUUGGGCAGACAUCUGCAGCAACUUCAGGGACACAACAAGGAUUGACUUCUGCGACUGGCCCCCCAGCAGCUGAAGAACGAUGUGAAAAUAUCCCUGUAUUAGACGGGCAGCCAGGAAUACAUGCAAUAGCUCAUGUUAAACCCAGUAUUAUGAAAAGGAACAGUGGCUUUCCCAAGUUUUAUGUCUGUCAUCUUUGUGGCAGAAGGUUCACUCUACGAAGCAGCCUACGUGAGCAUCUGCAGCUCCACACAGGAAUGUCACUUCCAGUUGCCAACCCAGCAGGAAUGAAUAUGCUAGGACAAUUGGUAGAACCUGGAAAACCUACAAAAGAUUCUGAGGAAAUACCUGAAGCAGAAGUAAUUAGUGAUGGUGAACUACAGCAGAAAAAUGAUUCACCAAUGGCAGAUGGCCAACUGCAAGCUGAAACACCACCCCCAUCAGACAUUGCAGACAUUGACAACAUAGAGCUAGGGGAUCAAGAUAGAGAAGUGAAAAGACGAAAAUAUGAAUGCUCCAUCUGCGGACGUAAAUUCAUCCAGAAAAGUCACUGGCGAGAGCAUAUGUAUAUUCACACAGGCAAACCGUACAAGUGUAGUACCUGUGAUAAAACAUUUUGUAGAGCCAACCAGGCUGCCAGGCAUGUGUGCCUUAACCAGAAUUCUGAUACUUAUAUGAUGGUGGAUAAUAAGCAAGCAAUGCUUACUGAAGGUUCCUCUGAAGAAACAAGUCAGUCACUAAUGGAUCCAGUGUACUUGGCAACAAGCCAAUCAAACCAGUCCUAUAAGUGCAAUCUGUGUGAUAAAAGCUUCUCGACUGCUAGUGAAGCUGUUCGGCAUUCAUGUCAGAACCAAAAUUCUGAUACCUUUGUUUUGAUGGAAGGCCAACCAGCAGUUCAAGGGGAAGGCUCUUCAGAAGCUUGUGAAGUGACAGAAGUGAGCCAGUCAUUGUCAGAAACAGUGCAUAACAUGGAAGAUGGUCAGGCUGUUUUAGUAGAAUGAAAACUGUGUUCAUUUACACACUUUUCAAUGUGUUUCUUAUGUACAAUUUAAAACUGAGUUCUUAAAUAUGAGAAUGUUAAAAGUUUAUUUUCUAAAUUAGAUCUAAGCUUUCUUCUCUGGUAAAAGCAUGUCAUUCAUUAUCCAAGGAUCUUGUUACUUUUAAAAUGAAAAUUCAGGUGGCAUCAUUGUAUCAGUCAGUGUUUGCACUAGAAUUCAGACUAGCCCCUGUCAAUCAUGAGCUGCUUCAGGACCAGGUUAGUAUAUUAAAAAAAAAAUCAAUGUGCAUUGUUCUUUACUUGUGCUGGCGUUGCCUAAUGAGUACAUCCUUUGCAAAAUGGAUUGAUUAGGAAAUUAAAUCACGCUAUUCCAAAUGCAUAGAAGUUAUCACAUGAUAUUUAUAUGCCUCACCAGACUACUUUUUGCUUAGUGGCCCUGAACCAACGACAGUCUCAAAGAAAUGAAUAAAUUCAUGUUGUGUUCUGUGGAUGUGUACUCAAACUAAAAGUUUCCCGAUUUGAGUGAAACGUUGGUGACUGACAGUUUCAAGGAGUCACAGUGCAGCAGUUGACAUUUUGUGAUUAAGUUUAAAAACUCCUGUUUUCUCAAAAGGGAUGCAAGAGGUGUUGAUAAAUGUUGUUAUGCUUCGCUAAUUAUCAACUAAUCACUGAGUAUAUCCCAACUGUUGGUAGUGUAUUGCUGCAAAUAAUGAAUCAUAAACAAUAAACAGAACAUGGCAUUGCUGAUCCAAUAAUGAAUCCGGUGUAUGGGUAUACCCUGGGUGAAGUUGGCAUAUGACUAAUUUGUUGAAUAACAAUUCCAUCAAUGUUAUUGGCAAAGAAAGAUGGACGAACCUGGGAGGGUGAAAGUAUUGCAGUAACUCCUAUGUCAACUAGAAUGCCCUUCUAAUGAGUGAAUCAUAUAUAUGAAAAGUAUUUCAUAGUUAGAACUUGCUUGAUAUAGUAUUAAAUACAAAUUGCUCACAUUUGGAAAUUUUGUUUCUUAGAUUUUCGAGACCUGUUUUCCAGUGUGAUAGAACAAAGUAGUGCUCUGGUGCUCCAUGUUCUUCCCUACUCACUUGUAUAAUCUUGUUUUUAAAAUGUUCAGUGUAAAUCUGAAUAUAACUUUUACCUCACUUAUUUGCAAUUUGCUCCUUGACAUGUCUGUAAUUUGCUUUGAAGAGUAGGAAUUGGGGUGGGGGUUGACUAUCAGAGUACAUCUAUGCAUGCUGACUUCAAAGUACAGUAGUAGUAUUUGUAACUUUAACUUGUUUUACAGAAAUAGUAAUUGCAUUAUUUAUUCUGUGUGGUAUGUCUUUUAUACAUUUUAGAGUUUUUAAUAAAUACUGGGAAAAAAAUUCAAAAUUGAAGAAUAGGAUCCCUUAACGAAAAACAUGUAUCCUUUUAUCAUUUACAGAUUAACCAAAUCGAAAAUUUGUAAUCUGUUUUAAAACAAAAUUGCAGUAACAUUGCUGUCUGAAGGGGGGCAAGGGAGGUCUCUGCUGCAAAAAUAAACUGUCACAUUUGACGUCUUCAGAUUAUUUACUAAGUGUUCACAUGUACCAAAAAUGUCAGCACUUGUCCUGUAUUAUUCGUGUUGAAAUUUACUUUUUCCCCACGAAGUUGCAUUUGCAACAUUGAACUAGACUGGAGCAAAAGUGACAAUUUUUUUUAAUGUCCUGUUACAUUGAUAAAUGAAUUUUAAGAAAUAUGCUUGCAAUUUUUUUUACAGUUAGACAAUUUUAAUUUGCUGAUUAGCAUGUAUUCUAAUACAAUUCCGUACUGUACUAGUUGGAUUAGUUAGUACCAAUAGUGUUGAGUGCUGUUGUCAUAAACAUGCACUAAAACCAGUCUUUGAAGUACACAUGAAUAAACAUGAUUCUCAAAUGAAAUGACCAAUUUUAAUGAAAGGGUACAAUAGAGUGGUACAUUGGGAGCUGUUACUUAUAAAUGCUAGUGUUACAAGAAACAUUGAACCCCAACAUGUUUUGUUUUACUGUUUAUUAUUUGUAGUUUUAUAUCAAUAUAGUUAUUUAACCACUUGUUGCUCAGUAAAUCCCGAGAUAUGCAAAAGUAUUACUUUCAGAAUUCUAAAACACAUUCAUGAAAUUUCAAGAAAUAAUGUAUGUAAAUUGCUCUGUUACAAGUUUCAUAUAGACUUAGAAUCAAUAUUUGAAAUAAAGUUCAACUGCCUUAAAAUACUUAAAAGCAUAACCAUGAUACUCAGUGUCAAAUCUAUUAUUUGCAUUUUCAAAUAAAGUGUAGUUUUUUUAAAAUCAGUAUUUUGUAAAGUUUGUUUCAAAAAGAGAAUAUAAUGUAGUUUAGUCUUGUAAAACACGUCCCACGAGGAAAUUACAUUCCUUUGUUAUAAUGAAGAAUAAAUAAUACACUGUAAUAUUCUUGACCAAAUCAAAUGGAAGUUGACCAGUUUAAUUGGAGAAAUAAAGGUUUCUUUUGGCCCACUUUCAAUUUUUUUAAGAUGUUCUAAUUGUGUUUUUUGAAUAUGUUGAUAGCAGAGUCAAACUUUACUUGAAUUUCAAAUUGCAGGAGUUUGAAGCAUUGUUUUCUGUGAUGUCAUCUGCAGUUGCGCUCCUUACCAACAUUGUCAGAAUUUGAAAUGCAUUGUACAGUGUUGCCUUUUUUGUGUAAUUUUUAAUUUGCUGCUUGAAAGCUAACCAGUUCACUGUAUAGGUGGAAGCCUUAUUUGACAAAGCAUACAUGCAAAUUCCUUAUCCUUGCUGUAUACAGUAAUAGACUACAGCUAAGUUGGAAAAGAGUUGUGUAUGUCUUGUUGAUUAAGCCACAGCUCUAAAUUUUAGCCUUAUGUUUUCAAUGACUUGCCAUUGUGUUUAGUCCUAAAUACACAAACUGAAUACACAUCGCACCUGUAUUUGUCUUUAUUCCAUGCCACAACUUUACUGUUAAAGUAAAAAAUUUUGUUAGUCAAUAUCUGUAUAAUGUGUGAUACAACGCUGCCAAUACCAAAGACUUGAAUAAAACGAGCUUGGUAGGAACUGGAAA
Stegostoma tigrinum is the source of this 4998-nucleotide messenger RNA. RefSeq names its product zinc finger and BTB domain-containing protein 2-like. The record is from RefSeq and is a predicted model, not a curated record. The coding region runs from base 410 to 1981 and encodes 523 amino acids. Gene Ontology annotation, molecular function: protein binding; RNA polymerase II cis-regulatory region sequence-specific DNA binding; DNA-binding transcription factor activity, RNA polymerase II-specific. The transcript is spliced from 3 exons. Gene Ontology annotation, cellular component: nucleus. Gene Ontology annotation, biological process: regulation of transcription by RNA polymerase II. Lineage: Eukaryota; Metazoa; Chordata; Chondrichthyes; Orectolobiformes; Stegostomatidae.